AUGGAGGAACAAAGCAUCCUGAAAUUUUUCAGAGCCUUUAAAGAGGAUGAAAAUGAACACUUUAUACAAGGAAACCCAGAGCUGAUUUUUUACAAAAAGAGAAAUGUGGACGCAAACUUUGAAGAUGCACUCGAGAGCAGCGAGGAAAACUUCGGGUAUGUCAUAUUGCCGCGUGAAGGUGAGAUGAUAAGCUAUAAUUCUAAAGCUGCAAAAGAAAGAGAGAAUGACUUUGACAUGACGGAGGAGGAGAGGAAUCUAUUCAACCUGAGAAACAAGGCUGUCGAUGCAGAGAAUCAGGUCUUGGCUUCAAAUCAAGACCAGAAACAGCAGCCAAAUGGAGACAGUGACACAGCAAACAAGGGCUGUAAGAUAUCACUGGAGGAACAAGCAUCUGGGGAAUCUCUGCAACCAAAAUGUCAACUUAUUUCAACUGACAACACAAGUGCAGGUUGUGAUUUGCAUGCGCCAAUCAGUGUCAACAAAGACGAACAUGAAGAUGACAACCAGAAUGAAGAAAAAGAUGGUGACAGUGAAACCCAGGAGGAAUUUUUGACAAGUUCUCUCGAUUGGGAUGAAGAUCCUGGGAAAAGUCAGACUUGUCCUGCCAAGCGUGUAGUGAUCACAGUGACUCGCACUGAAUCAGCAGAUAUGGACCAAGUAGAAGCAAAAGAAACAUCAACCAUGGAGGAGUCUGUGGAGGAAGAAAAAGACAAAGAUGACGAGGAAGAAGUGGAACAAGAUGAGAAAAGAGAUUUAUGCCCAGAUUUUCCUGCUCAACCAAACUACCUCUCCAGCCCUUAUCAAGCUCCCCUCCCAACAUCAGAAGCCAUGUCCAAAAACCCACCUCCUGGAUCCACCAUCACCAGAGCCACCUUCUCUCCCAGCUCCUCCACUGACAAGCAGAUCCAGCUUCCUGCUCUCUUCAGCGGCCUGAGGGUCCUGAGGAAAGGCGUGGUCGGGCCGGCACACGACACUGUAGCUCACAUCAGAUGUUCCUCUGAAGGAACGAGGAGAGAGAUUUUCGGGGAGAAGCAGGGACUCGACGCUAAAGUUCAAGGCAGCUUCUUGGACCAGAUCUCCCAGUUCCUGAGCCGGGAGAAGAGAGGGGAUGACAAAGAGGAGAAGAAGGAAGAAGGAGACAAGGUUGACGCCAGGGAGAAGAAUGAAGAAGUUCAGGAAAGGGAGAGGAAGGAGCUGGAAGCAGAGGAGGACGCAGAGGUGAUGCUUGAAUCCCCAAAAUCCCCAACAGUGUCCAGUGCAGAGGCGGCGUUUGAUGCCUUUAAAGCUUUUUUCACCCCAAAGCCUCUGAAGAAGGAUCCAGCAGACCUGGAGGCCAUGAGGAAGAGGAUGAAAGCAGAUCGAGAUGUGCUGAAGGCACUUUUUGAGAGAUCCCCCAGUAAGAUGCAGGAGAAGACAGACCCACCUGAUAGCAAAGUACGAAACAAAGGUCAAACUCGUUAUUUAUGAAGAUAAACUCUCAAAAGAGCUGAGAUUGGAACAACAUCCUGUAUAGAAUAAUCCACAAACUCUAUAUUUAAUGUGUAUUUAAUCUGUUUUCAAACUCUAUUUCUUCCAGUCUGAAGCACCUCUCCAAGGAGAUGGUGAAGAGCGAACUCCUGGUCGUCUCCAAGCUGUCUGGCCGCCGCUCAAGGAGGAAAAAAUUGGGCUGAAAUAUACAGAAGCAGGUACUUAACAAACAUAUAACACAUUUAUUCAGAACUUUAACCAUAAAUAUAUAAUCCUUAAUUUGGGUUCAGAUUUACUGUCCCUGCCUCAUUGUUUGGGGUCCCACAGACUCUUCGGCCAUAUGUUAAAGAAUAGCAAGAAAAAUUGUAAUAUUAGCUCAAGUACAAUCCAAAAUGAGAACAAAUAAUUCAGACAAGUGCUUUACCUCAUUUGACCUUUGACCUUUGAUCAAAAUGACCAAACAGAGACAUAAGUGGAAUAAAAACAAUAGACUUUCAAAGAAUAAAGUCACAAAUUUACUCGAUUCAAGGCGAGAAUAAAACCGAUUGUUCACAGGGAUGAAGUAAUCUUUUUCAAAAGAUGACUUUUGAUCAACUUGAUGUGAAAUAAGUUACAUGGGUACACAAGAGAACAAGGUUUCCGCCUGCACUUAAAUGAGAAAUACUGUUGAUCCUGUGAAGUAAACCACAGAGUGAAACUCACCAGCUGAGGACAAACAGCGGUUACAGAAGCGUACACCAUCAGCCACACUCAGUUUCUCAGACUGUCUAUUCAUAACACCAUCAAGUAUGACAGCAUGGUGCAGUACAGUGAUAAAAGAUUGAGUGUUCAGUUAUCUAUGGACUUCAUGUUAAAGUAUAACUUUAACAUAGAAAUUAUGACUUUUUUAUGCAAAUUGGAGUCUUUACUCAGAAUCUAGAUUUUUUUUACAUCUAUAACAGCCCUGAACAUUCAGAGUCAGGUGUGACAGAUGUUGAUUUUAGACGUAGCUGCAGAGGGAGUUUUAGUGUUUGUUCUGUGAUAUCAUGAGAUGGAUGAACAGUAUAAUCAAGCUCCACUGCCACAGUAAACAGGACUCCACCCUGAGUGUGUCCACAGUCUGGAGGCGUCUGCACACGGGAGAAUCAUGUGACACAGACUUAUAUUGUCAAUAGAGAGAUUUUUAUUUAAAUCCAAGAGUGCCCAUUCUUUUUAAAGUUAUACUUUCUGUUUUUUUUUUUUUUCACUUUUAUUAAUUUUUUUUUUUUUUACAAUCUUUCUGUGUCAAAUGUGCUAAAAAGUUUUAAAAAAUAAACUUGGGCAUACUUCAUACGUUGGCCACACAGAAUUUACCCAGUUUACCCAGUGAGGGGUUUAAUGACAUUCAUGAAAUAGACUCAAAUUACAUACUUACAAGAGCAGGCAAGACAAGGCUUAAUGGUUUCAUGCUGCCAUUGUUAAUGCCUGAAACUGGUUUUGGUGGAAAGGUGUCAGCCAAGUCUAUAAAGAAAAGUUGUAUCUCUAUAUUCACUGCAUUAAAUAUUAGUGAUGGGAAUUACGUCUCUUUUUAGUGAGCCAGAUCAUUCGGCUCAGCUCACUUAUACAUUUGCUAAUUCAGCCAAAUUUAGCGAUGUUUGGCUUAUAUGUCCAUAUGUGUACACAUACCUCUCAAAUAAUUCAAUACAUCCUUUGUACUGAAGUAUUCACAAGUAAUAAUUACAUUUUCUAAUAUCAGUAAAUUGUUGUAUCCAAUUGUUUUCAUUACAUUUACAGACCCAUAUAACUCGCUGAAACCACCCAACGAAUGCACUGACUUGCUUGUAGAACCACUCUGCUACACACAGCAGAUAGAAAUCUCGUCAUUCUGCCUUGUAGUUUUUUCUACGGUCCAUUGGGGGGGUUCACAGAUGGGAGCCGGCUCCCAUCGUUCACGUUAAAGAGCUGGCUCUUAAAACGGGUCGUCAGCAACCGACACAUCACUAUUAAAGAUCACCUAAAUCAUAAAUAUGACUCAUAGUAUGUAGAGAUCAAGAUAAGACUUGUUUGUCCACUUGGGGGCGCCAAAAAUGGCACAAAGGAGGUUUAAAAGAAAAAAAAGUCACCACCAAGAAACCUCCAAUAUCCCAACUUCUUGAUAUUCAUACAGCGUGUCUUGUUUUGUAUUUAAAUAGAUGAUUUCUCAGUAUUUGAAAUAAUCAUCCAUCUGUAUGUGAGAAUGAGCCUGUCGUGUUUUAGGAUUAUGUAAGGUUGUUUGAGCAGGAGUAAUACCGUGUGAUCCAUGUGAACACACCCCUCUCCCUGAGAAAUCACCUCCGGUACAUACAGUCAGGUGAAAACCAUGAUAAACUUCCAGCUGACCACUGAGUACGUUAAGCCGUCUAUCAGAAGGUCAAUAUUUGCUCAUGUAGUCUGUCCAGGAUGCCAUAGUCAGCCGUGUGUGUGUCACCGGCUGUGUAUUUGAGCCUCUGCUGCCACCUUGUGGUCAAAUUUGAACUGUUGUGCAACGUCACAACAUCCUCAAACACUUUUCAUUCCACUAUAGUGGCAAAAUAUGCAUAUAACUUGAUAAGUAAUUGAGAAGAAAAGUUGCCUUUUAAGGUAUAAUGUUUUUCUCUAUGUCUUCCUUUCUCCUGUCAGAGCACCAGGCUGCUCUGCUGCAGCUGAAGAGAGAAUGUAAAGAGGAGCUGGAAAAGCUGCAGGUCAGUAUGAGAAAACCAGACGCACAGCAGCACAUGGCGCACAGCAGAACAUAAAACUAAAUAUUAGGCUUCACUUUCUUGCGUUAAGUUCUUACAAAGUAUCAAGCUUUAAAAAGUCAUCCCCAUAUUAGCCCUCAGGCUCAAAAUGGGGUAGAAAGCCAUACUCACUUAUCCCUAAAUCAACCUAUUUGAACUUUGAAAGCACAGGAGGGGUGAGUAAGGGAGCGUUUAAACCUGGAAUCUUAAAGGGAAUAUCCCUUUAACUAUUGCAAAAUGUGACAGUUCUUACGCACUGUAACUUAAAAAAAUCUUUAAAAUCAUUGCAAAUCUAUUAAUAAAAAACACAAAUUGUGCUUUAAAUGCAGUUUAUCAGUUUGACUUUUAUCGUCUAAAUCCAUCAUAAGAUUGAAUCUGACAUUAUUUUCAGGAGGGCUUUGGUCAGGAACUUUGGAGGCUGAAGGAGGAGCAUGAUGAGAAAGUGGCUCAUCUGGAGUUCAGUCUGUCUGAGCUGCAGGCUGAACUCGCUCAGGUCGGGACUCGCUGUCGUGGUGAACUCAGAGACGUGGCCGUUUCAACAGGAGAUGAUUUCAUCCACAAAUCUUUCCGCACAGUCUGCAUCCAGACAGAUAGAGAGACGUUUGUGAAGACUUCUGAGGAAGGAGAGAUAGUGAGAGUCUGCUCCAGCCCCCAGCAGCUUAGGGUGACCCCCAAAAAACUGGACCUGGCUUCUAUCAGUCUCAGCCUGGCUGGGAAGAGGGAUGAAACUUUGUCUCCUUCAUCACAGGACCAUCUUACCCAUCUUUCUCCUCCUCCUCCUCCUGCUCCUCCUCUUCCUCCUGGAGCCACACUACCUCAAUCAGAACACCUCCCCACUCCCUCUCAGACAAAACCACCAACCAAAGCGGACAGUCUGCCUCCCCCUCCUCCUCCUCCUCCUCCUCCAUGUUUGUCUUCACCUCUAAACAACAUGCAGCCAUCAAAUGUUCCUCUUCCUCCUCCUCCUCCUCCCCCUCCAUCCAUGCCAGGCUUGCCCCCCCCUCCACCACCUCCUCUCGGUGGAGGGCCCACAGUCGAUAAACCUCCCAGAAAACAGGCAGUGGAGCCCUCCCGACCCAUGAGGCCUCUUUACUGGACCAGAAUCCAGAUCAAGGACAACAAGUAGGUUACCAAACAAAGUCAAGCACUGCCAUUAAAAUCAGAUUCAAAGACAACCUGUACAAAGUAUUCAUGGACAAAACCUUCAAAUUUGUAGGUUCUGCCUGUUGUCACUGCAGCCAAGAAGUCCAGAAUGUGCAGUAAAUCCUUGCAAUAGUAGAAUUCCAAGAAAUUCAAGAGAAAAAUCGUAUUUUUAAGGCACAAAUUUCGGAAGAUUCAGUCGUUUCUGCUCAUUUGUUUUACAUUUUCUUAUAUCCUGAUAAAAGAAAUAUUGUUCAGAUUUAGAACAGAGGCGCACAAUUAAAAAUAAAUAUGUUUAGCCUGUAAAUGUUUAUAAUGUUUAUUAUUGGCAUUGGUGGAUAUAGCUCAUAGCUGCACUGUGCACCUUCAUCCUGACAUUGUAAAUUUCUGUCUACAUAUAAUGUGCUGUGUGGGAGGAAAGUUCUUACCUGUUGAUUUUGAAGUUGAUUUGCAAGAUGUGACAAAAAUUUCACAGUUUAUACCCAGCUUAUUUUCUAGUGUUAUCGAGUAAAAAACAACCCUUUAAGAUGAAUAAGCAAACAAUUUCUAUGGUAUGUAAUGGUACAGCCUGUUUGUACUGGUUUAACCCCUAAUUAGUGUAACACUAGUGAUUUGAAUAAUAACAGACUUUAUGUUCAGAGAUAUUACUGUUUAGUCUUUCUGAGUUGGAAUUAAUGUGUUGACGGUUGAUGAGUUUGAGCCACAUGGUACCACAUGGUCUCAGCUGACAGUAGAGACUUUACUCCUUGUCAGCACCAAUGUUUGAGAAUCAGGUGUUGGUUGCAACAAGGCUCCUUAGCACAGACAGGAGUGUAUUUUGCUCCAGACUGAUGUAUAAUAUCCCAUUUAAAUGUAUGCAAACAACACAGGUGCACAGAGACACUUUGUGUGGCCCUUUUGUGAGUCAGUCUGUGUUUCUCUUCUCUGCAGUAACAACACACUGUGGAAUGAUCUAGAAGAGCCAAAUAUAAUCAACACCAGCGAGUUUGAGGAUCUCUUUGCCAAAGCCACCACACAGCCCAAGAGGAAGCCGCUGUCUGAGACUUUUGAGAAGAAAGCUAAACCCAGAAAGGUAACACACACACACACACACACACACACACACACACACACACACACACACACACACAGUUACCUUUAUUCAAAUGCUUUUGAGGAUUUUUUUUUUUGCAGUACUUAUUUUGUCCACUAGAGGGGGUAUUUGUCAUUGAGUUGACAGUGAGAAGCUCAUUUCACUGCCAAAAAUGAAUCAGAUUGAAAGAAAAUCAUUUGUGUUGAAUUGAUUCACUUCAAUUAAUUAUGAGGACAUUGAGCUUUGAGUGAUCUAACUAAAUGGACUCUGGUGCAAACAUGAGAAUUACAACAGCACAGUUGUUCUCCUCUAAUUGUUUCUAGAGGUAAGGUAGUCAUGGUAACUGUGUUUGUCUUUGUUAUUUUGUGUGUGUGUGUGUGUGUGUGUGUGUGUGUGUGUGUGUGUGUGUGUGUGUGUGUGUGUGUGUGUGUGUGUGUGUGUGUGUGUGUGUGUGUGUGUGUGUGUGUGUGUGUGUGUGUGUGUGUGUGUCAGAUCAUUAAGCUGCUGGACGGUAAGCGCUCUCAGGCUGUGGGCAUCCUCAUAUCGAGCCUCCACCUGGAGAUGAAAGACAUCCAACAGGGUGAGUUUGAGAGCCUGAUGGUAGAAACAGCUCGAGUCUGAGUUAAUGUCUCCACUGAAGUUCCUUAAUUUUUUUAAAAACUUGGAACAGCUGCAGUGAUUCAUUCUUUUAAAGUGCUCUGAUCACACCAGAGACAUUCAGGUGAAAUUUCAACUUUGAGUUUUACUCACAGUAUUUCUACACUCACAUAUAAAAAAGUUCUGAAAAAUUAUACUGAUGUAACCCAGGAUUUUGUUUAUUUGAAUCACCUUUUAAACCACAGAGAGUCUCCAGGCAAACAUUGUAACAGUCUUUAAAGUUCAUUAUCUAAACAGCAGAUUUUUCUUAGCCUGGCUGGGCCAUCCAGUGAUUUUUCCUGCCAGUCUAAAUAAUCUGCAGUUUCAUCUGUUUAAAGGAUAUUCCGGCAUAAAUUUAAGUCAUGGGGCUCUAUUUUCGCCGGUGAGGCGGCGGAGGGCGGCGAGCCCCGCGCAGUUGUAUCUUCGUCUGGCGGAGCCCAGCGUAAGGCCAGUUUGGUAUUUUCAUGGCAUGAGCCGCACGGAGGCGAGCCGAGAUCCGCCAAGCUGGGCGUGGUGGCGUGGCAGGGGGAGGUGUCGACAGAAUCAGCUGGCGCAGUGACAUUUUCGUGCUCGCCAACGGCGUGUAAAGUGCGCUGAAAGCUCGCCGAUUCAAACCUGGUCAGCUUUCAGCGCAAGGCGGAACGCAGCUGGUCUUGUUGUAUUUUGGUAGACCGGCGGCGUAUCGACAUAUGUCACUGAUGCCUCACCGGCAGGUUUCCACAGUGUCAGGCACAUUUCAGUGCAAUAAAUAAUCAUCAUCAACUAUUAAUCUGAGUCAGCACAGACAUUUAGAUCUAUAUCGAUAUAUUCUGAUCUAUAUCUGAUCUGAUGAGCGCGUUUGGCACGCGUUUGGACACACAACCUGACCGAAUCAACACAGCUGAAACCGCAUCAAAUUAAAUUAAAUAUCUAGUAAAUAGACACACAUGAUGAAGUUAACAAGAUAUGUAAUUCGUCUCCCUCCUUUUCUUUCUUCCUCUUCCUCUUAUUUCUCGCACAGCUCGACCUGGACACGUCUCCGUGUCCUCUGUCCGUCUUGCUGCUGCUGCAGCUGAACAGAUGAUUUGUUUCAGUGCUCAGAUGCGUUAUCUACUUUAAGCCGACAUACGGAUAUUAUAAUAUUCAGUUUUGUGAGCCAAAUUUAUUUUAUAUGCCAACAUCUAUGAAAGAAAGAGCCAGGCCACGGAGCGCGAUGCGUCAUUUACGCACAGAUGGUUCCGAUUUUAAUGCCAUUUUUGGAGUUUAUGUUGUGAUCUGUGCGCUCAACCCACCUUUGUCACGUGAGGUUUGAAUAUGAGCAACUUUAUGUGAGUGUCUUUAUUUGUGAAAACGGGUGUUUGUCUUACCAGUGGGUCCAACAUUACGCACACUAAAUCCAUCUGUGCUCAUAUGAGAGAGUGUGGAGGACACUUGUUGAGGAGCUGCCCUCUGUCGCCAUCUUGUGGCAUUACUGUCUUAAGACAUCUCUUGAUAUCUUUGACUACUCCAUGAAAAUAGUAAUACGCCUCGCCUGUGGCGGAUUUAAAGGCAAGGAGAGGAGCGUAUGUGAUUGGUGAAAACAGGUCUCGGCUGUGUUAAACCAACUACACGCCCUUUCUCCUCCCCGUCUACGACUUAUGGCGCUGGGAGGAGCUGAGUUAGGGAGGGGGGAUACUUACGCCGGGCUGCGCGGCUCACCAAAAUACCAAAAUGUGCUUGGGAACGCCUUGUCAGCGCGGCGGAUCUGACUGACGCUGCGCUUGCGGCACGUCUCCGGCGUGGCACCAAAAUAGAGCCCAUGGUCAAACACACUGUAACACUGAGUUAGACACCCCCUUGAGAGAUGAAUGUUGUCGACUGCUUGCUUCUCUUGUUAUACCAACUUAAGUAACGACCGCACAUUUGCAAUACACAGAGGUAUACGUCUCCAUGCACAAACCUCAACCAAAUAGCCACUCUAUAGCCACAAAUAAUGCUCAGAACAGCACCUAACUUCAUCAACAGUACAUAUAGGGAACCGAAGUCAUGCUAACUUCCGGGUUAGCAUACGGUCCUAUGGAGCCCAUCAAAAUGAAUGGACAGAUAUAUAUAACUACUGGUCCGCUUUUGUAUAGGGAACCAAAGCCCCUACACAUUUCACAUAUAAUGUUUAUCAUGUUUAAAUUUACAUUUUAACCUCGAAAAAGCCGUGAUUUUAGACAUGUUGCUAUAACUACAGUUUAAUUUAGAGUGAGACCACGUAAUGAACUACACCGCUCGUCGCACUAUUUUUGCGUCACUGUCUAAGCUUUGACAGACGACGAUGGCGGUGACUUUGGCAAGUUUCACGUCCUUCUUCCAGGAUGAAGGAAAGAGUAUUAAACGUGGUGAAAACCACUACAAGUCGGGUCAUGUUGAGAGUGGGAGUUACGCCGGCGGAGAGAUAGUUGGUCGAGUGAGAGCCAGCAUGCGGGACAAGCUCUACAAGGGGGCGCUACGUCAUUUACGCGACUUCUUGCGGUCUGUAGUCUCUCCAUUUACGUGUUUUCAAAGACAAAUAGAUCAACAAUUACACAACAAACAUAGCCUUUAUUUACCUUAAUGGUUAUCAUUUAAGUUAAAAUACAACAUAUUUGUGACUCAGGGUGUAAAACAAAGCGGACCAGAAAAUACCAUAGACCUGUCCAUUCACUCCUAUUAUCCCAAUAGGACCUAUAGCGCUAACGCGGAAGUGGGCGUGGCUUCGGUUCCCUAUAGGGCCCCAGCCAUAGUACUAGCCAUCAAACAUCUUUUUAACUUUGCCUGAUUUCUUUAGCAAAGAGACCAAACACAACUCACCCACUCUCCUCCAGCAGCAGCUUGUUUGUGUGGGAGCCCUGACAAGUUGAUCACCAAGUGCAGCGGAAAAUUUAUGAUGAUUACUUCAUGGAAAUGCAAUCAUUUCCAUGAAGUAAUCAUCAUCAUAAUAAUCAUUUUGCACUGCAGACGCGGUAGUUCUUCUGCCUUAGUGUCUCAAUCUGAUUUCAUUUCCAUUUCCAAGUAAUAAUCAUAAAUUUUUCCGCUCCACUUUGUGAUCAACUCACCAGGGCUGUGGUCGUUGCUGAAGUUGGUAUAACUAGAGAAGCAAGCGGUCAGCAACAUUUAUCUCUCAAGGGGGUGUCUAACUUGGUUUUAAGAUGUGUUUGACCAUAUGUUAAAUUUACGCCGGAAUGUACCUUUAACAUGUAGGUAACCACAGCUCACCCACUUUAACCUCAGCAUCACACUUAAGUACAGAGUUUCACCCUGAUUUGGGCUUCUGUGAAUUUAAGGAUAAAAUGCUGAAAGACUCACUAAAACAUGGAAAGACAAUCAAAAAGAAGCGAUCUCUUUGGCUCAUCCCUAACUCUUAAAAUCUUUGCACACAUUCAACUUUGUCUUCCAAAGGGAGGGAGAUCUGCAGUGCUCUGUUUGGCCUCUUCGCUUUUGUGGAAUCACAAGGGACUAUAACACCUGCUGUUUGAUAGUUUUACAAAUUUUAACAUAGUUCUUGUUUGUUAUUUUAUGUGUCUGUAAUGUAUGCAUUCCUUUUUACAGCAAUACUGACUGUUGAUCACUCAGUCGUCGACUUGGAAACUAUUGAAGCACUCUAUGAAAAUGUAAGUAUUACAGCACGAUGAACUAAGGCUUACCUUCAUGUGUAAUUUCACAGUUAUGAACUUUUUAUGCAUUAAUGUAAUUAAUGAUUAAUUUAAUGUCACUUUUUAAGAGAGCGCAGCCAGAGGAGCUGGAGAGGAUCCAAAAGCAUUAUGAGACAUCCGAGGAAGAGGAGGUCAAACUGCUGGACAAACCUGAACAGUCUGUAUCUCAGCUGCUGACUCACAUCUUCAGACUUCACUGUGUGUACAUCAUCAUCAUCAUCACUUUUUGUAAUCUUAUUGCUGACCUGUUUGUGCUGCAGGUUCCUGUAUGAGCUGUCUCAGAUCCCAGAUUUUGCCGGCCGAGCUCACUGCAUCAUCUUCCAGUCAGCUUUCAUCGACGGGAUCGCUUCAAUUCAACGCAAGCUGAACACCCUCUCCUCUGUCUGUCAGGUAAGAUACGUAUCUCUGCUGUUUAUAUGUGUAUGUAACUUAGGUGUCACUUGUCUCUACUUGACCUUUAAAUGACCUUUUAAUUCUCUGUGUCUUGUGCGUGAUGAAGGCUUUACUGGAGAGUGAUAGUGUAAAGAGAGUGGUCGGUCUGGUGCUGGCUCUGGGAAACCACAUGAACGGAGGCAGCAGGGUCAGAGGUCAAGCUGACGGAUUUGGGCUGGAGAUUCUUCCCAAACUGAAGGAUGUGAAGAGCAGGGUGAGGCUCUGAUAACCCUGAAAAGACUGUCGUAGCUCUAUGAGGAGGCAGCCUGUCAGUGGGCUUCAGUCCACCACCAGAAUUUACUCAGAGGAAUCGUAGUUCUCGCAUGUCAAAGUCCCACAGUCAUAGCCUGAUCCAGCAGAUGUAGGUCAUCAGGACCUGUUGGCUCCACAAAUCGAUCUUUUUAUCUUGUGCGGUGUGACAUAGUGAAUGAAAACUGAAAUAGAUGUUUGAUUUUUUCUGUUGGAUUCUGCUUACAUAGACAGGCAUGCAUCCAAGACUCCUUACCAGGUGUCAAACCAGCAACCAUAAUAAAUAAAUAAAUAAAUGAAGAAAUGAGGCAGGAGAGAGAGUGAUCCACAUGCUGAGGGUUUUCUAUUUCACUGAUGCAGCUGUCUUAAUUCCUCCUCAGGAUAAUCGUAUCAGCUUGGUGGACUAUGUGGUGUCGUACUACCUGCACAAUGUAGACAAGGUAUGAGUGUAAAAAUGCUCAUAGUUACUCAAAGUUGUUUUUGUUUUUUUAACGCUCGACUCUGUACGAAUCAGAUAAAUGUGAAAUGUGUUCAUUACAGACUUGUUAUCAAAUGUAAACCUGAGUUAACAAAGUCAGAGGAAGAGUCGCACACUAACUCUUCAUGCAAACUGACAUCAUUUUCAUGUCAGCAGAUACAUUUCUGAUCCCCUGGAUCAACAGAGAUGUAUGAUAUCUCUGUUUUUGUUAUAUUUACCACCAGAACGCCGGCACAGACAAGAGCAUGUUCCCUCUUCCUGAACCCCAGGAUGUCUUCCUGGCAGCGCAGGUCAACUUUGAUGACCUGGACAGAGACCUGAGACUGCUAGGACGAGACCUGACAAGUACGUGAUUUCACUGCUGCUGCCUUUCCCCAAUCCAACUCCUCCCUAAGAAAACUGAUCACUCAUCUGGAUGGUUGCAUGCAGUCAGACGCUGAGCAUCAAUGUGACUGUCUGACCGGAAUAUUUCCAUCUUGUGGUCAUUUUGUUGUGUUUAUUUUUUUUUCAAACCUCAGGCAGUCUGUGUAACUCUAUCACUCUGAUUCUCAGACAAAACCUCAGCCCAGUCUGGCAUCGUUUUGCCUCAGACGCUCCUCUCCCUCCCUUUUUCACAUCUCACCGUCCUGGUUUCCCAUCACUGGCCCCAGCCAACUGUUUAUAUUUAGAGCUCAAGGCUGGUUCUUUGACCAAGCCCAAGUUCACCAAAGCCUCAGAACAAAAGAUUUCCUCUCCUCUUUCUUAGACUUUUCUCUUCCUUCUUUAAAUGAGCACAUGUGACGCCAUUCAGCAUGCCAGUCAUAUUGGAAACAAUGCUCACUCGUACAUGUGUACGACUGUGAGGGCGAGUACAUUGUUGUUUGUCCAUGUAUACAUGUGUUUCUGCCUGUGCUGCAUGUACAUGUAUUCAGAGACUGGCAGAGUCUUGCCGCUGAUACUGGGCUGGCGCCUUUCAGAUCCAGCUUCUAAUCCUCCCGCCCAUCAGAUCUCCCAUCGUUGUGCCUUUGUGCCCCUGUCGCCAGCACAGGGAGACCGUAGCUUCCCACUUAUGUAAUCUCCAGACCUCCAGUAUCUGGGGUGUAUCUGCACGGGCCUUUGCAGAGAUGCACAGAUCUCUAACCUGCCCGACCCUAUCACCUGGGCUCCAGUGUGGCCCCCAGAUGUGUGCCACAGAUGGCUUUCUUUACCUCUCAACACAACUUUGUCUUAUCAACCCGUCUACUCAAACCACCGUGCAAUCUGGAUCGCCCGUCGUGGAGUCCUUUUGUUGUGCCCUCAUGCCUGGUUUGAAGCUCUGCUCCUGUCGCUCUUCACUCUCCCUGAGUUUUCUGUUUGGUCGGUAUGAAAUGUUUCCCAACACACUUAAAGACAGAUUAUUUUCUCUCCAGUCAUCCAUGCUGACUGUUGAAGGAAACGAGAUCGCAGAGCUAUUUCACAUUGAAAAGACUUCUUCUGUCCUGUGAGCUUUUCCUCGAUUAAAAUCAUGUUUUUUUUUAUGUUGUCAUGAACUGGCUUAAAGUCAGCCACAAAAAAAGGGAGUCGCACACAAAAAUGAAUCCCAACACACUUCAUUUGUAGUGAAUUUAAGACAAAAUAAUCAUAAUUUUGUUGGCAGGAUAUAGGGCUGGGCGAUAAAAAGAUAACGAUAUUAUCGAAAUAUAAUUUCCCUCAAUAUCCAUAUAAAACAUGGUCAAUAUGCUUUUCAAUAAUCGGCAUUCUGCCAUGUUUUGGUAGACUAUACGAAUAGCCAAUGAAAAGGGGAGUUGCUCCAGGUCUGCUUCACACUGAACCAAUUAUGUGCUGAAUUAGAACCAAGUAGCAACCAACUGUGUAGUAGCAGGCUGCAGCUACACGCAAUCAUAGCAAUUUAACACCUUACGCUGACAGCACUGUUGGUAAGAAAAAAAGAAAAUGAGUGCUACCCCCAGCAGAAAUGCAGAUGAAGGCUCAACAGAUGAUGACAUUGUCGACAACACUGGCACGAAAACGUCGGUGGUGUGGAGGAUUUUUUUUACCUUUUGAGAUUGGACAUGAAGCAGAGUAAUAUUCACUGCAAAUUAUGUCAAAGUCGGGAAUACCUCAACUCUUUUUCACCACCUGAAGCAGUGCCAUGCUAGCCUGGCUGGGCCAUCCUGUUGCAUGAGUCACUUGACGUUCCUUCCCACAACAGUCUGGACUUCGGCCCAUUGGAAGCCCUGAAAGUGGGUGGGAGUACUUUCCUUGAUAGACAGACUCCUGUAACCAAUCACCGUAACCAAGCAUCUGACAUCAUCACAGAUGCUUGGUUACGGUGAUUGGUUACAUUAGUACAUGGACCAAUCAGGGGCUGCCUUUCCCUGUUGUCCGGGUAACAGUGGAAACACGGUAUCUGAUUGGCCCGGUUAUUUUCUGAUCGGGCAUACACGCUCUCUAUGGGCCGAAGUCCAGACUGUGGUGGGAAGGAACGUCAAGUGACUCACGCAACAGGAUGGCUCAGCCAGGCUAGUGCCAUGCGGCAGAGCACGCGCAAUGCAAAAGUUUACAAACCCUAAGUGGAGUAAGGAGCCCAUGGCGCUUCUGCAGCCAAAACAGCCGACCAUUCAGUCCACUUUCUCUAGCACAAUGCCUUAUGACAAACGUUGAAGAGACACAAAGACCUCACAGAUGCAGUAGCUGAUUCGAUUGCAAAAGACACACUACCAAUAAGCACUGUUAAAUUUCAUUUAAGAGUAACAGGGAACAUUUAAGAUUAACAAGUGAUUUUUUUUAUAUUGUGACAUAAAUCGAUAUCCACAGAUAUGAAAAAAUAUAUUGUGAUAAACUUUCUCCCAUAUCGCCUAGCCCUAGCAGGAUACAUCAUUUAUGAACACAUUAUGCGGAAAUGUUAAUAAAACAGAAUUUGAUGGUUUGAGAAUCAUUUUAACCUUUUCUUUACUUUAACAAUGUGCAAAAUAUCAAAUAUUAAGACUUGAAUCGUCACUAAAUGUGAUACCAGCAACAUGUUUAAAAAAAAACAUUUCUUAUUGUAAAUUUGCAAAGAAUGGAGGAUUUCAUCAUCUAUAGUACAAAUGUAAUUAACAGGUUAAGAUAAUCUGGAGAAACUUCUGCACAAAAAGAACAUGGCCCAAAACCAAGACUGUAUAGCUGUGAUCUUCAGGCUCUCAGGUAGCACUGCAGGGAAAACCAGCAUGACUCUGUAGUGGAAAUCACUGCAUGGACUGAAAAUCACAUCUGUAAACACAUUUUGUUGCUACAUCCACAAAUGUCAGUUAAAACUAUACAAUUCAAAGAGGAAACAAUAUGAAAACAUGGUCCAUGGUACUGGCCACUUCUCUGGGCCUGAGAAUGUUUAAGAUGAACUGUAGUAAAGUGGGAAACUGCCCUGUGGUCUGAAGAGUUCAAAUUGGACAUUCUGUUUGGAAAUCAUUUAUUUCAUAAAUAAUGAAGUCUUCCGAAAGUAGAAUUUGCAAACCAUUAAAACUUGUUUUUGUCAACAUUUUUAGACAGCAUCCCAACUCUUUUGGACUUUGGGUUGUCCACCCAAACUAUUUUUUAAACCAGGAUAAUUAGCUUAACAGAGCUUCCUUUUGCAUUUGUGAUAUUUACUAGAGAAAAAUUUGGAGUUUCCUUCAACUUAUUUAUUGUGUCCUAUUUGAUAGAUUAACAUCCUUGUUGGAUCUGACGGAGGUAUUGCUGAUUUAUAAAGCGUGCGAUCCAAACAUGUCAUCAUCAGACCUCCUAAAUCUCUUUAAGAAUACAUUUAUCCCCAAAUGAGAAACCAAACCACUCUGAUCUGAGGGUACCGCACUCCUCAUCCCUCUGCUCUGUUUAUGUGGAGGUCUGCAACCCUCCUGGGUCUGGAAUAAGCAAACUUCAGUCAUACACAAAAGACAGACAAAAGAAAGAAAGGCUCCCCACACAAUACAGAGAGAGAUACCCGCCUCUACAGUUUACACAAAUCCUGAAUGAAAACAGUAUUCUUUUGUAAUCUUAUCUGGGAGAUGUUGAUCGAGCGUCGGGUUUGGAGGGGGGUGAUGGAGGGACGUGGCUCGGCUCCUUCUGCAGCCUCUAUUAUGACUGGCUGUGCAGACUGGCUCCUCUGAUCCACUGAUUGGACGCAGAGCCACACAGAGCCGCAGACUGGCAGAGGAAUAGAGAGAGAGGGGGAGUUUGUCGUCGCCAUCUCUGGAUGAAUCUCUAAAAGUGAUAUCUGAAGGGGAAGUUGGGCUGAUAACCUCCUACUUGGGCACAGGUGGAGCUAGUUUAAACCAGAACACUCUCCUCUCUGUCUCUGUUAGUGUUUCCAGACUCCAGGUUGGAGUUAAAGGCUGAAGCUGCAACAUUAAAGCUCAGACAGGGAUUUAUGCCCUGAUCCUAACCUAACCCUCACUGCAGAGUUUGCAACUUUAAGAGGUAAUUCAUCAUUAUUCCACAUGGGUGCAGCUUACAACUCAUGAUCAUCAAAAAUCCACAAUCUCAAAAUAUUAAAAUGUUACCAAAGAUAAUCCUAUCCUAUCCUAAAUGGGGUUUAUAGUCUGACUACAUUAUUGCAGAAAAUUCUGUUCAUUUAUGCUCUCAGUACUUGUUUAGGGCGCCUUUUGCACAAAUUACUGCAUCAAUGCAUGCUGGGGUGUCAUGAAGCCCAGGUGUCUUUGAUAGCUUCCUUCAUCUGUAUUGUUGCUCUGGAGUCUUAUGUUUCUAUUGAUGAUACUCCAGAGAUCCUCCAUGAGGUUCAGGUCAGGCAAGCACAGUAAAACUGUAGUAAGCAAACCGGUUUCUGGUGGUUUUGGCGCUGUUGGCAGGUGCCAUGUCCUCCUGUUAGUGUCUCAAUAAAGCUUCUCAGCAGGUAGACUUGAGAUUGUGUUGAUUCUGGACUUUAUAAAACACAGUGGACCAACUACCCUGAAUUAUCACUGACUCUGAAAACUUCACUCUGGACUUUGUUUCCCCCCUUCAGGAUGUGAGAAAGAUCUGCAGAGAGUUUGCUCUGAUUCUCCUGAAGAACACCUGCAGCCGUUUAAAGACAAGAUGGAGGCUUUUGUUCUCAGUGGUGAGUCUGUUAUCAAGCUGUUCAAAGCCUGAGUUUUUACCCAUGUCUAAAGUUUGAGAAAAUUAAAAAACUAGGAUAACAAAACAUGACAUUAGGUGUAAUUGGAGUUUCUCAGGAACUGACAUUUAUGCAGUUUAACGUGGUGACAGUCAGAAAAACUGUCUGCUUCAUUCUACCUCUCUGGAGUGUCUUUGUUAUUGUGUGGAUGUGUGUGGGAGUUGGAUCACAGUAAAAGCGAGACGCUCAGAUAAAGAUCAGACAGAUUUUGUUGCGGCUGAGAGACUCCUGCCUGAGAGAAAACCAUCUCUUUGACCGGGGCGUUUCAGCUUGUCAGAUUUUAAUUUAGCUCAGCUCUGUUCUGAAACAGACGGGAUAAUCAUUAACGAGAAUUCAAAAUUACAAACUCAUCAACACUUCACACAAAGACUCAAGCCUCUGUGUCUUACAGGAGUUUGAAGUCCUUAAAGACCUGCUAGUUGUAAUUUUGAUCAUGUAAAGUUAGCAUGGAAAACCGAAAUGUUAAAACAGAAAUAAAAAAAAUCUAAUUGUAUUUAUGAGGAAAAUACCUGCUGUUGCAUGGAUUGCAGGACAGGAUCUUGCUCCGAUUUCUCUUUUACAGAUCAGGUCUAGCAGCUCCUCAGGCUGCUCUCACAUCUGUACCUGCUAACCGUCUUUAUCUCCUGACUCUUAAGGUCAGCCUGAGAUAGAAACUGACAUUUUUACCACAGUGUCAACAGGCAGAGUUAAAAUGUGUUAUUUCUAUCAAUGGAUUUAUUAACAGAAUCUACACAGAGGUAAUUAAAGUCCCAAUAAGGAGUUUUUGAUGUUUAUGAAACACACCGCAGUUUAUAUUAAUGCCUUUACAUGAAAUCCAAAAGCAAAGAAGACCAUCAGGGACAAGACUGAUCAUUUGUAUCUUGUUAUUUUUAAUGCAUUAAACUGUUACGAGAGUCAGCUGAGCAACUAAAGAAAAACAAAAUACAAUAAAUGAUAGAGGAGCUUUAGAUGUGUGGUAUAUUCUGUUUUAUGGAGGGGGCUCUGGCCAUGACUGAACCAUUUCUGUGUUUCUUUACAGCUCGAAAAGAACACGGAGAAGCUUCCUAUCAACUCAUGACUGUCCGGAAAAGGUCUGAAAAUCUGUAAUCAAUACAAUUGUGUUGUAUACAUGAUCAUUAUUUUUUUAUUUAGCUUCAUUAUAAGCUUCAGUUUCAGCCGGAGCAGGCAAAUAAAAUGCUCAAUUUAAUCAAGUCAGAUUUGACAACUGAUGCAGGCAGGAAAUGUCUGUAAAUGAUUAAGGAUGAAACAAUAUCAAACUUUUGCAGACAGUCAAAUAGUAACCAUCAUUUUGGUCUGCUGUGUUCUAUAAUCCUCACUUUUUUAUAUAUCUGUUCAGUUUUCAAGACAUGGUUCUGUACUUUGAACUGAAGCCCAAAACAGGAGAGAAGGAGGUGACCACGGGUCAUUUCUUCAUGCUCUGGUUUGAGUUCUGUGCCGACUUCAAAGCCAGAUGGAAGAGGGAGAACAAAAACAUUUCCAAAGAGAGGUAUCAGAUGAAUUUUUAACACAUCAAAUCUUGUUUACUAGAGAGGACAGCUGAAGAGAGACAGGAAAGGGUGGGGGGACAUGCAGUAAAGGGUUAAGGCUGGAAAUGGUACCAGCGACCAUUGUGACAAGGACUAGAGUCUCUGCACUUGGGGUAGUUAGACAGACACUUUUUCACAUAAUAUUUAUGGCAAAAAUCAAACCAACCAUUGAACCAAAAGGUAUCUUUUUUUUUCAGGUUAAAAGAGGCUCAGCUGUCUGUGAAGAGGAUCACGUCAGAGAAGAAGGUGGAGACCAGAAGGAUCAACCCCAACAGCCUGGUAAGACUCAGCUUGCCUAAUGAAUUGAAGAAUUGAAUUUCAGCAGUCAGUAUGUAUAAAAAUCUUCCAAAAAGUUGUAUGAGAACCCAACAAGGUCCACUUUGUGCCCAAUUUGUGACAUCACCAACUGGUCAGUUUUCUUAAAAAGGCGUUUUUAAAUCAUUUUCCAAACUCGCCAGUUCAGUUUUGAGACCUAAACAUAUUUCAUAGUUUGAUAUUUUCCAACACAGAAACAGGGUUUCAUUUCAUACCAACAGCUUUAUAGCAUGGCAACAGUGGAGGAGGCUUCCAGAGUGUUGACUCUGGAGUGUCUAGGGUUGUAUAUGGAGGCUGAAAUGAAGGUUUUAAGGACACCAGCCUGACAAAGAUUUUUUUAAGCUGUAACAUAUGUAAAGAUAUCAACAAGCUAUCAGGACAACAUGGAGACUAAAAUGAGCACAUAAGUCCUCUUCAAGAUUUGGUCUGUGUCCUACUAAAACCAGAUUUUGAUUAAAUUCAGUAUAAAGUUUGUUGUGUUUUCUGCUUAGUAAUUCUGCUCUCUUUUUAAACCAAACAGAAAGAGCGACUGCGACAGAAAGAAGCCAGCUUCUCCUCAAACUAA
Messenger RNA from Xyrichtys novacula (pearly razorfish), 19318 nucleotides. NCBI's taxonomy places the organism in Eukaryota, Metazoa, Chordata, Actinopteri, Labriformes, Labridae. The record is from the annotation of a GenBank genome assembly.